Molecule: messenger RNA, 3298 nt
Organism: Drosophila teissieri
Lineage: Eukaryota; Metazoa; Arthropoda; Insecta; Diptera; Drosophilidae
Gene: Rnp4F
Product: RNA-binding protein 4F
Exons: 8
Coding region: 253-2955 (900 amino acids)
Biological process (GO): mRNA splicing, via spliceosome
Cellular component (GO): ASAP complex; nucleoplasm; cytoplasm
Molecular function (GO): RNA binding; protein binding
Source: RefSeq, a predicted model, not a curated record
UUGCGAGCUUUUCAUGACAAAAAAGACCAGUUUCCAGUGCUCGAAUGCUCAGGAAAUACCCAGCUUUGUCCAAGAAGAGUGCCCAAUAGGAAUAAUGCCCUAUGACCAUAGGGCAUCCUAGAAACGCGAUAUUUGUUUGGCCAACCCUGCGUUUGCAUUUUUGUUUUUUUCUAUUUACCUGGUUUUUUUUUUGGGGGGAAAACUACAUUUCAGCGGAAAGCGAAGAGUUUUCCACGAAAUCAAGCGAAGAACAUGGACAGCGACAAGCAGCUGGAAAGGCAGCUGGAGAAGGAGCUGGACGAGAUGCCGGUGCAGGAUUUGGACGACGAUACCUACGACGAGUACGAUCUGAUUGUGAUACCCGAUCAGGGCAAGACCUCGCCAAAGCAGGCGCACAGCGAUGCGCCGCAACCCGAGCAGCACACGGGCGCGCCAAAAACGGAGGAGCUGGGCCAACGCAUGCGCCCCACCUGGCCACCGUCGUCCGCCGGCGGCGGCGAUAUGACCACCAUUGAGCUGAUCUCAUCGGACGACGAGCCGUCGGUGGAGGAGGCUGAGGGCGGAGAUGGUGGCGGUGGCGGCGCUGGUAAUGCUUCCACAAGCAGCAGCGAUGAUGUGGGCGUGAUCGAGGACUCGGACAGCGAGCUGUCCAGCGAUAGCGACAGCGCAAGCGGCGACAAUCAGCUGGAGCGUUCGUACCAGGAGCUGAAUGCUCUGCCCAACAAACAGUUCGCCCAGAUGGUCACCCUCAUCGGCAUCGCAUUCAAACUGAAUGACCUGGAAAAGAUCGAGUCAUCGGUGCUCGCCCUGCAACAAGUGGCCACUGUGCCGGCACACGUGUGGCUGAAGUAUCUCAAGGCCCGCCUGGUUGUCACCCAGACGGCCGAGGAGCGCAAGGCGUUCGAGGAGAAGUGUGCCAAAGCCUUGGGCUACUACUACAGCAUACCGCUCUCGGAAUACAUUGUGAACUAUCUGGUGGAUCAGGGCAACGUGGAGAACCAUGUGCUGUGGGCCAAACUGCUGGCGGACUACGACGUUGAGCGUCCCGACUUUGGCGACAAGCUGCGCACGCUGCUCGCGACAAUUACGGACGAAAAGGAGGCUGCCGCUUUUGAGGAACUGCUACAGAAGCACUGCGUCAGCUGGAAGUGCAGCCAGGAGCAGCGGCAGCUGAUCAAGCCCAUUGUGGACGAGUUUAAGCGGCAUCUGGAGGAGAUUGGACGUGGUUGGGAUUGGUCUGAGACAUACAAGCGCCAUGUGGUCAAUGUGGAGGCGUUAUCUCUCGACGAUGAUGACCUCAAAAACGCUGUGAUUCGUUUCAUAUUUGAGCGCUCGGUGGCCAAGUUCCCAAUUGUGGAUGUGCUGUGGCUAUCCUACAUCGAGUUCAUUCAGGGCAGCGAUGGCGGCUGUGUGGCGGAGGAGGAUGAUGAAACUGCCGAGUUGACAGCCAAGCGGGCCAGUCGCUUGAGCAAAGGUUACCUGCGCAACACGGCACUGGAUUUGGCCAAGCGUGGAGUGCGCAGUCGUCCCAGUGUGCAACUGAAUCACCGAUACCUCGACCUGAUGGAGCGCGCCGACUUCGAGCAGCCGGAAGUUGAACAACAGAUACGCGCCAUACUGCAGCGCAUUGUGCCCGACAUGGACAUGACCGUGGAGCUGCACUUGGACUAUCUGGCGUACUGUGUGCGCAACACCAAUGCCGGCGACGAGCAGCAGGCCGCCAGUCUGCGUGCCGCCUUCAAUCGCGUGUGGGAAGAGCUAUCCGCGCUCUACGGCGACGAGGCGGACACCAGGUACGAGGUGCUGCAGCUGUGGGCCCAGGUGGAGUACACGCACCUGGCCAGUCCGGCCAAUGGCUGGCACAUUUGGCGCCAGAUAAUGGGUUAUCCAGGCAGCUCGCAUCGCGGCCUGCUUUGGCUGGGCUUUGCCCAAAUGGAGAGCGAAUACAAUGCCGGCCAGGGCACACGCGAUGUUCUACGCGAAGCGCUGUCCCAGCCCGUCCUGGAGGAUGGCAUUAUGGUGCAGGAGCUCUACCGACGCUAUGAACGCUGCUAUGGCACCUACGAGUCCAUUGCCGCCUGCCAGGCCCUCGACCUGCCCGCUGAAUAUCUGAAGCCGCGUUCCCGCAUCAAGCCCAAUACUCAGCCGACCAAUGCUCGCCAACAGAAGCAGCAGCAGCAGCCUCGCCAGCAAACACAAUCGAAUAGCGAGCCACUGAAUCGCGAGCAGCGACGCCGCCAGGCGCACGAGCAGCAACAGCAGCUGAAGCAGGGACAAAAAAAGAGGCCACCGCCCACACAAGCGGCCAAAACAGAGACAUCCGCCGGUGGAGCUUCGCCUCCAACAUCGAAAGCCAGGGGACCAGCCAAUGCGCAGGGAGCAGAUGCAGAGGCCAGGGAAUCGAACUUUAAGUAUUCGCCCAACAUGGAGAUCAACAAGAUCUUUGUGCGGAACCUGCAUCCCGCCUGCAGCAAGGAGGAGCUGCACGAGCUCUUCUCGCCCUUUGGCAGCAUCAAGGAUGUGCGCCUGGUGCACAAGCUAAACAAGCAGUUCAAGGGCAUUGCCUACGUGGAGUUCGAGAAGCCGGGAGAGGCACAAAGAGCGGUGGCUGGACGCGAUGGUCACCUGUUGAAGGGCAUGAAUAUUUCCGUGGCCAUUUCCAACCCGCCGCCGAGGGGCUCAGCCUCGGAUGUUGCCAAGCCCAGUGUGGCGCCCAAGAGACGAGUGCCCACCUCGCUGAUACCAACGACUCUGGUGCGCCAGGAGGUGGCCGCCAAGAAGCGACGCUUGCUGCUGGCCGAGCCGGGCACAUCAACGGCUGACGCGGCCACCGAGCACGAGGCUAAUGGCGGCGCCGCAGUGGCCCUUGUGGAGCAAAAGGCGGAGGAGGAGCCAGCUGCUGCUGCUGCGCCCAAGUCCAACGAUGACUUUCGCAAGCUAUUUCUUAAGGAUUAGGCCACAAGUGUCGGCGGCGGCUGAGCCAGGAGCCAGCAGCGAUUAGUAAUUUGGAGCUUACAUUGAUUUACAUUAGAUUUAAGGCAGCCUUAAGUGAAGCGAUGGGCUGGAGACGUGUACAAAGUGAAGCAGACGUAAGACAAUGAUUUUUUUUCGGACACAAUUGGUUUCUCACGUGUGAACCAAGUAAAACAAAAAAAGAAAUGAAAAAUGUUUGAAAGUAAGCAGGUUAUGCAUGUGCUAACUCCUCGAGUUGAGUUAUCCUGUGGCUGCCCAGCAAAACGACACUUGUCGUCCACGAAAGUCGAAAUAAAAUGUACAAAAAUUGAGUUGAUUAAAGCAA